GUGUAUAAACAAUUUUUUUCUAUGGCUAAUGGGUAAACUUGCUGCACAUUGCAAACUACUAUACAAAGCUUAUCUUUAAUCCAUAGUCAAAAAAGCAUUCUUGGUUUUAUUAAAAUGAGGGAUGAGGAUGUGCUAGGUGGUAUCACCUGCUGUUUGGAUAAUGCAUUUUGUGUGCAACAUGUAAAUAUUAUGUUUAUUUUAAGCAUUGUCUUUUUUUUCUUUUGCAGGAUGUUUCUGGUAGUUCAGUUUUUAGAUGAAGAAAAAGCUGUGUCUGUUAUACCACAGUCUUGGUACAGUGAUGGCACAACCUUUUGGCCAAAUUAUAAGAGCGAUCAAAGACUCAACAAAGCAGUAAGAUAUGCUGAGGAACCAGGCCCUGACUGGACCAAGCAUGACGUUAGAGUACUAAAGUCCUACGGAGACUACAUGUCUGCAUGGCAAGGGAUGAAGAAGUCUUUGACGUGUCAAACUUCAGAAUUGGAUUCAGAUGAUCAGGAGGAUAUAGGCAGGGUGAAAAGAGCACCUAAACCAAUCCACUACUAUGGUGACACUGACUAUGAAAGUGAACAUGAAGACUUGGCUAAUAAAACAAAAGUUCCCUUGACAAGAUUUUCAAAACCUCAACAGUCAACUGGACCUUGCAUGUUCUCCCCACAUUCUGCACCUCAGGUACCAUCACCACCUUUACCAUCUGUGCCACCUUGUCGCUCACCACCACAUUCUUUGCCUCAGGUGCCACCUCCUUACCAGUCACUAUCGCUCUCUGAAAAUACAUCUCAACAAAUUUCCACGAGCCUUCCAAAAAUGAAAAAUACUUCUGAACUCUUCAAGCCUACUUACAGAGUGGGUCAAUGUGGAACAGAACCAAUACCUUGUACUGCUGCAGAUCUUCAUAUCCUUACAUUGCUCGAACAUGUGAAGCACCAGCUGUCACAAUUGGCUGUCAUGAUCAGUUCACUAUCUGGGCGGCUAAACAUUGAAUGCUCACCUGAUAUGCCAGAAGAGGUCCAGUUUCCUUUACAAUCAUUGGAGGAAGUGGAUGACUUUGAGGCCUGGUUGAAACAACCAACCAAUGCUUUGAAGAAAAAGAACAUGAUUUCUGUACUGGCAUCUAUCGGAGGACAAGAUACCAAGCGUGUCACUUGGAAUAUUCUUUCACAUAUUUUUGGAGAUGAUGUUGCAAAAAGAUAAACUGGAAGGGAGUGAAUGAAAAAUGGGCCU
Polypterus senegalus (gray bichir) is the source of this 1221-nucleotide messenger RNA. RefSeq lists its product as uncharacterized. The transcript is spliced from 5 exons. Lineage: Eukaryota; Metazoa; Chordata; Cladistia; Polypteriformes; Polypteridae. Bases 115 to 1191 code for a protein of 358 amino acids. The record is from RefSeq and is a predicted model, not a curated record.